AUGAAGAAGUACUUUGGCCUACGGGGCAAAGCCCUCAACUAUGCCGUUGGUAUCAUAGCAGGAUGUGACUUUCUGCUGUUUGGUUAUGACCAGGGUGUAAUGGGAGGUAUCCUCACCAUGACCCAGUUCCUCUCCGUGUUCCCGGACAUCAACCCUGACGAGGAGGGCAUCACGAGAGAGCUCGAGUCGACGCGCGCGACCAACCAAGGCAUCGCCGUGGCCGCCUACAACCUGGGCUGCUUCCUGGGCGCCGUCAUCACCAUCUUUAUCGGCAACCCCCUCGGACGCAAGCGCAUGAUUAUGCUCGGCACCUCCAUCAUGGUCGUGGGCGCCAUCCUGCAGGCCUCGGCAACCACCCUGCCGCACCUCAUUGUCGGGCGCAUCAUUACCGGCCUGGGCAACGGCGGCAAUACUUCGACCAUUCCGACCUGGCAGUCCGAGACGUCGCGGGCGCACAAGCGCGGCAAGCUCGUCAUGAUUGAGGGCGCCUUGAUCUCGUGCGGCAUCAUGAUUUCGUACUGGAUCGACCUGGGCUUCAGCUUCCUCGACGGCACCGUGGCCUGGCGCACGCCCCUCGCCUUUCAGAUUGUCUUUUGUGUCAUCAUCCUGUCUACCAUCUGGGGCCUGCCCGAGUCCCCGCGCUGGCUCAUCCUCAAGGGCCGCGAGGACGACGCCCGCGACGUUCUGGCCGCGCUGGCCGACACCGACAUUCACGACAAGGAGGUCGAGAACGAGUUCAUGGCCAUCAAGGACGCCGUUGUGGAAAUGAGCAAGGGCUCCUUUGCCGACUUGUUCACCAUGGGCAAGGAGAGAAACUUUCACCGCAUCGUGCUGGCUUACACGAACCAAAUGUUCCAGCAGAUCAGUGGUAUCAACCUCAUCACCUACUACGCACCUGUCAUCUACUCGGGUCUUGGCAUGUCGGCUUUCCUAUCGAGGCUGCUAGCUGCCCUCAAUGGCACCGAGUACUUCCUCGCCUCCUGGCCGGCCGUCUUCCUCGUCGAGCGCGUGGGCCGUCGCAAGCUCAUGCUCUUUGGCGCCGCUGGUCAGGCCGCCACCAUGGCCGUCUUGGCUGGUGCAAACUCGCAGCCUGAUAACUCGAGCUGCCAGAUUGCCGCCAUUGUGUUCCUGUUUGUCUUUAACAGCUUCUUUGCUGUCGGUUGGCUCGGUAUGACUUGGUUGUACCCGGCAGAAAUUGUGCCCUUGAGAAUCAGAGCACCUGCCAACGCCCUGUCGACUUCUGCCAACUGGAUCUUCAACUUUCUCGUUGUCAUGAUCACACCAAUCGCCUUUGAUUCGAUUAGCUACAACACGUACACAAUCUUUGCCGUCAUCAACGCCUUCAUGGUGCCGUCCGUCUACUUCUUCUACCCAGAGACGGCGUACCGGUCGCUCGAGGAGAUGGACACCAUCUUCCACAAGGCUCCCGGAGCCAAGGGCUGGCUCAGCGUCGUGGGCGUCGCCCGCCGCGAGCCCCGCCGCUACGGCAAGCACGGCGAGCUGCUCAUUGAGUACGAAAAGACGGACGAGCACAAGGCCCACGUCGGCCACGUCGAUUACCCUAGCGAUGGCCAGCCCUCGCCGGAUGCCGAAAAGGCUCGCAGUGGUGGCGUCCUUGGUUCUGACCUCUAA
Molecule: messenger RNA, 1632 nt
Organism: Pestalotiopsis fici W106-1
Lineage: Eukaryota; Fungi; Ascomycota; Sordariomycetes; Amphisphaeriales; Sporocadaceae
Exons: 4
Coding region: 1-1632 (543 amino acids)
Biological process (GO): transmembrane transport; carbohydrate transport
Cellular component (GO): membrane
Molecular function (GO): carbohydrate:proton symporter activity
Source: RefSeq, a predicted model, not a curated record